AUGUCAAGUGACAAUUCGGUGUGACAAUCAGCUGACUGAAACAAUUGAAGAUGGCACUUAAAAUUCCCGCGUGGACGCAGACAAGAAAUCCCUAGUAUCGCAACGUACGUACGGAAUAGUUGAUUGUAGAAAGUGGCAAAGAGGAAAAUCCGCAAUAAUUAGGAGGUUACUGAAAAGUAUGUAAGAGAGAGGAGUUGAUUAAUAAUAUAUCACGUUUCAUGGUCUACACGAUAUCCGAUUAAGUGGCUGGAGUAUUUCGACGAGAUAUACGAACGUGAAGAGAGUGUUUUCAAAUGUAGCAGAUGUACGUUGUGAGAAAUGUCACAAAUUGAUAUCCAGGAGUUGUUUAACAAAAGCAGGUUACCCGACGGUUGGCGUCUUCUACCUGUGAUUUUGUACACACCAUUGGGACUCCUACUUGUGUUACUACGACUGUUAGUAACAUUGCAGCUUUGGCUCUUCGCAUCACUAUUACCUGAUUGCAACUCCAUUCGUGGGAUCCUGAGUUGCGGUAUUAGUUUUGCUUUUGGCAUUAUAGUCAAGAUUGACAACGAGAGCGAAUUCAGGGACAAACAGUCAAGGAUAGUAAUUGCCAAUAAUGUAUCCGUGUUGGACCACUUUGCUCUUCGUCGAGUAACGCAGACACUAACCCCCAGCACCUGGGACUUACCUACUGCCUUGAGCAAUGCAUUAGGAUUACAAAAGAUGGACAUGAGCAGUAAAGAAGCGCUAAUUGCCAAUAUAAAGCAAUUCCUCUCCACCUCUACAUACAACGUUGCUGUACAGCCUGAGUUUGGCACAACUAACAGUCAGGUCGCUCUGUUAAAGUUUAAUUCUUGGCCGUUUAAUAUAGAAACGUCUGUACAGCCAGUUGCCAUCAGAGCAUCGAGACCAGAGUUUAUGCCUGUGCAUCUCACCUCGUUGGCUUCAACGUGGUGGACAGAGGUAUUAUGGUUCAUGUUUGUCCCUUAUACAGUUUUCACGCUGAAGUACCUGAAAAUCAGACGCAAUCCUGACCACGACACUCUCGUGCGGGAAGUAGAGAGAGAUAUUGCGGAUGCUCUGGGACUUCAAACGAGUUUAUUCACCGUUUCGGACAAGACGGAAUACGAGAAGCGUUAUCUCAUGGAGAGGAUACUCAACAGAACGCGUUCCAGCAGAAGUUCGUUAAACUCGCACAGCAUAGAGAUGCAGAGGAUGGUCCGUCAAGUUAGCGAAGUACUUCCAUUCGUACCACAUAAUGUGAUUCUCCUAGAUCUUCUAAAGACACGAAACGUUGAUGUCACAAUCGCCAAUAUUCUCGAUGGCAUAGUUACUUAUACUCCAGAACCAAACGCACCAGCUCAAGCGCCCGUACCGUCAACCGACAGAUCCCAACCGAAUUCUGCAAAGGACAAAACCUUGGGAUCCUUGGUGACUUCUUCCUUUCAAAAGAGAAAAGCUAAGAUGAUAAAAGAAGCCAGAGAAAGGUAUAUUCAAAAGCAUGGACUGAAAAAUUGCUGACAUUCUUACUACUGCUUUAUUCCAACUAAAAUAUUGUCAUUGACAACAUGUAUGUAACAUUUUAAAUGUAUUUACUAUUACAUCGUAUGUGAAUAUAUCUUUAUUUCUAAAAUA
Molecule: messenger RNA, 1617 nt
Organism: Odontomachus brunneus
Lineage: Eukaryota; Metazoa; Arthropoda; Insecta; Hymenoptera; Formicidae
Product: ancient ubiquitous protein 1-like
Exons: 3
Coding region: 319-1503 (394 amino acids)
Cellular component (GO): membrane
Molecular function (GO): ubiquitin binding
Source: RefSeq, a predicted model, not a curated record